GCACCCGUACCGCCCGAGUUGUUUUGUCUGUGUGUUCUCAGCCAGCCAUUGAGUUCUAGCAAGCCAGUGUUGUUUGUUGACUGUCGUGUGUUGUAUCACCCCACCUCGGUGCCGUGUGUUGUUGGUGAUAGAAACCGUUUUUUUGGGGUCUUUUGAAACUUCUAGAAAACCAUUGAGUUUGCCAUUUUCUCAUUCGAUUUAAAGACAUUGUCAAAACAACUGCUACAUUAUGGAUUCACUUCGAGAACAAGUGAUGAUCAACCAGUUCGUCCUCGCUGCCGGAUGCGCCCGGGAACAGGCCAGACAACUGUUACAAGCAGCACACUGGCAAUUCGAGACGGCCUUAAGUAUUUUCUUCCAAGAAGUUAACGUGGCCAACUGCGGAGGUGCCGGCCAUGCCCAUCAAUUCCAUUACAAUCAGUUAUGUACGCCAGCCAACACGCCAGCGACACCCCCCAAUUUUCCUGACGCCCUGGCCGCCUUUGCCAAACUGUCGGCCUCCGAUAAAUUCGGUACCUCGCCAGGCAUCUAUUCGACAUCGCCGAACCCGACAGCAGCCUACCUCACCUCACAACAUAUGCAUGGCUACGGUGCCCAACAGAUGCCUCUGCAACCCCAACAGCAUCAACAGCAAGCCGGUCAUCGGUCAACUUAGAUGACGGAUGUCUCUUUGUUUUUUUUGGUUUUUUUUCAUUUGUUUUGUAUGAUUUUUUUUUUUUGGCAUACCCACAAACCGCCCACAUUGAAACACCUCAUUUUGCCAACGAUUUGUUCGUGGAGCAAAAAGAAAAAAGAAACGCUUGGUUGAUUUUGUUGACGAAGUUAAAUUUACCUCCAUUAUUCCCCCGCCCUGCUACCCUCCCAGUUUCUUCGGGCAAAAUUUGGCAGAUAUGCAAGGAAAAGACGGACAUCUGAGGCCAAACUAAUCGCGAUGGGACAAGGAAGAAGAUAAAUCCUCUUCGAUCUCAUUCCCCCCUCCUUUUUCUCUCUUUCUUGUACGCGCUGGAAAAAAAAAUAACUAUUAUUAUUAUCAGCCUCACAUCAAUAUCAUGUUGUUGCUGUCGUUGUUGUAGCACUUUGCUGUCAACUUCACAAUCCUCACCCACACACACACAUACACACCUAGUUCCCCUAUACAUUUCUCGCGCGCUGGAUCGUGUCUUUUUUUAGUUUCGUCCGUGAGUGUACAAUAUUCAAAUUUUUCCUCCCCCUUCCCCUUUUUUUCUCUUCCUUGUAACGAUCCAGCAAAAAUUGGGAUCCAUUUUCUUUUAUUUUUUUUUGUUUCAUUUUGCUCGUCUUAAUUUAAAGAAGAAGAGAAAAAAAUAAUUGCGAGAGUUAAAAAAAAAACAAAACAACAAGAAUGUCGUGAGGGUUCGAAACUUACCUGGUAGUCUUACAAUUUCGUUAUAGUUAAUUAUUAUAAUUCGUGUGACAAAUAAUGAUUGUAGGCCUGUUUUCCCCUUUUUUUUUCAGAGGAAAAACAAAUGCAUGGCGUAAAUUUUCGUUUGAUUUCUUCUUUUUUUUUUUCUUCAUUCACCUUCUCUGUGGACAUUUAUUGAACGACUGAUUACUGUUCGGUAUUUUCAUAAAAAUGAAUACGAUUUCAAAUUAAUACUACUAUAUCCUACUCCUCAUUUCUCACUUAAAUGUGUGUGUGUGUGUGUGUGUGUUUGUUUGUGUGUGUGCAUCAUCAAAAUAAUCCUUCACUCAGUGUAUUCACCUAUUUUACGUGUUGCUCCUCCCAAUGGAUGUACAUGGCUGUUUACAUUUCAUACUUUGAUAAACUAGUGCAGACGGACCAUUGGCAAAGAGAAGAAAAAAAAGGCCAGUUGGGAGAGAUGACGUCAUCCGAAAUUGGCUUCUAGCAAAAAACAAAAAUCACUUGGGCUACAUUAGCUUCCAUUGAAAGAAGAAAAGGCAAACAAAAAAAAAUCAAUUAUUAUUAUUAUUAUUAAAAUUUUUCAAUUCUUGGUAUUUUUACACGACGAAGAUGAAGCCGAGCGUGUGAGAGUGUGUGCUGUAAAUGUUGGGUGUCAAUGUGUGUCUUAAUGUGUGUACAUUUUUUUGCCAGUGAAGUAAGUUUGUUUCUUUAUCUUCCUCUCUCCCGUCAUCCUUAAUUCUCCGAAGACAAUUACAAAUGCACGUCGCCAUAAAAGAAAAAUUUCGGUCGUUUUUUUUGAGAAUCCAUUGAGCUUGUUGUGACACGUCAUUCUCGUGAAAGUGAUGAUGGUACAUUUUUUUUUCAGGUUUGCAAAGACGUAACAAACGAUCUCAACCAAAGUCUCGUGUAAAUAGGCUUUCAUGUUAUUAUCUUGUUCGAUCGAACGAUGAAAGAAGGAAGAGAAAACUGUGUCUUUCACCGAAAUUGUGAAUUAUGACGCGUGCGCACUGUUGGGCAAUCGAUGGCGCAAUUUUAUUUCUUGCAUUUCUUUCCCCGUCUUAUGUUUUAUUUUAUUUUUUAAAAUUACAAAUCGAGCGAAGCGUUCAGUGCUAUCUUUGUUUCUGUUUAUCUUGGCAAAGAAAACAAAUACUUGUCGCAGUUUCAAAAUUAGUUUUCGGAUUCGAUUUGAAUAAUUGAAAUUCGGGGUUCCACACGCCAUCUAGCGGUCACUUUUGUAACUAGAACAACAGAAAUGUUUGGGCCCACAUGGCAACAGUCGACGACAAGAGCUUUCUCAAAAUUCAAAUGAAAUGAAUUCAAACAGUGUUACUUUUUACGCGUUCGUGCUCAGCGAAAUCAUCGGAAUGUUUGGCCUUUGUUCGUCCCUGAAGUUCACAAAAGAAAAAAACAAACAAAAAACAAUCGCGAUAUAUUUGUAUGGACUGGUGCUGCCACUCUAAUAACGACCGACAACAAGGAAGCCAUCAGCUCCGGCAACGAGUUACUUA
Messenger RNA from Daphnia magna, 2889 nucleotides. RefSeq names its product UBA-like domain-containing protein 1. NCBI's taxonomy places the organism in Eukaryota, Metazoa, Arthropoda, Branchiopoda, Diplostraca, Daphniidae. Gene Ontology annotation, molecular function: protein binding. Bases 230 to 655 code for a protein of 141 amino acids. The transcript is spliced from 5 exons. The record is from RefSeq and is a predicted model, not a curated record.